AUGCCCGAGCCGCUGCCCGAGCCGCCGCCCGAGCCGCAGCCCGAGCCGCCGCCCGAGCCGCAGCCCGAGCCGCCGCCCGCGCCGCAGCCCGAGACCGGCCCGCCGCCCGAGCCGCAGCCCGAGCCGCCGCCCGAACCUCCGCCCGAGCCGCCGCGAGAGCCGCCGCCCGAACCGCUGCCCGAGCCGCCGCCCGAGCCUCCGCCCGAGCCGCUGCACCGAGCCGCCGCCCGAGCCGCCGCCGAGCCGCUGUCACCGUGCCGCCGCCCGAGCAGCCGCCCGCGCCGCCGCCCGAGCCGCCGCCCGAGCCGCUACCGAGCUGCCGCUGAGCUGCAGCCGAGCCGCCUCCCGAGCCGCCGAGCUGCCCUACAGCAGCACUGCCCCUACACCGGCUGCCGUGCCCCGGCCCUGCCUGCUGUUGACUUUGAGGUUUGGCUCGAUGACCUCCAGCUUUUCUUACAGUGCGAUAGGGCGGACGGACUCUCUGUUUUUGAUCUUACCUCUGGUCUCUCUCCUGCCCCGCCUGCUACUGCUGACAGCACUGUCCGCUCACAGUGGGCCACACGCGAUGCUGCUGCACGUCCUUCUGUGCGUCGCCACCUACCGACCACUGAGCGUGCGCACUUUAGACAGUACAGGAGUGCUCAGACUUUGUACGACGCUGUAGUUGCGCGCUACUCUUCCCCUGCCACUGCUGCCCUUAGCCGCCUCUUCCUGCCUUACCAGUUCCCUGACCUUGCUGCUUUUCCCACAGUCGCUGACCUCAUUACGCACCUGCGCACUAGUGACGCACGCUACCGCGCUGCGCUUCCUGCUGAGUUCUGUGCCACGAACCCUCCCCCCCUCUACCUCACUCUUUACUACGUAGUCACCCGACUCCCUGACACCCUUCGCGUAGUCAGGGACCACUUCCUCUCAGUUUGCCCCACCACCCUCACCGUUGACCUCCUCGAGGAGCGUCUCCUAGCGGCCGAGCAGAGCAUAGUCGCUGUAGGAGCCUCUCGUGGUGACCCUCGCACCCCUAUCUUUGAGGGGUGUUCCCCCUCCCCCCUCUUGCCCUCUGUUGCUUCUGCUGCUACGGCCGACCUUGGUGGUUUCGAGUCGGUCGGUGCUGCGUCUGUCCCUAGUGGGGGCCGUCGCACUGGCAAGGGCAAGGGGGGCAGGGGCGCUCGUUGGGCAGUAGUGGAGGCAGUGGUGGCGGUGGUGGCGGCGGGGGUGGCGGAGGCGGUGGAGGUGGCGGAGGCGGCAGAGGCAGUGGUGGAGCUGGUCGCGGAGGUACACAGCGGAGUGGUUCCGGUGGUGGUCAGCGCCAGCAGCAGCAGCGCAGUCGUGAGACCCCCUCCCCUCAGCAGCUUCGUGAGUGGUACGCAGGGCGUCAGCGAGGUGGAGGUGCUGGCCCCUGCACCUACGUUCUCCGUACCGGAGACCGCACUGGUGAGCAGUGUGGGGGCCCGCACUCCACCCAGCGCUGCUUCGGCCGCCCUGACGGACGCGUGGCGUCACCAGUUCCCCGACGCCACUGAGAUCCCUCGCUGGGGAGACCUGUCUAGGGCUGGGGUUGCUGUCUUUGAUCUUGAUUAUGAUGCUAUCCUUGCUGCUAUGUAUGCUGUGUCUACUAGUGAUGAGGGUGACUGUUACCUGUGUGUACCGCCUGACCCGGGCAUUGAGGCUGCUGCUCUAGGUGCUGGUGAGACUGCUGCGCUAGGUGCGAGUGCGUCCGCUGCCCAAGGUGCUGGUGAGUCUGCUCCCUCAGGUACCGCGUCGGCUCAGGUCUUUCACACCUUCACCCUUGACUCGGGUGCUUCCCGCUCCUUCUUUCGAGACCGCACCACUCUUACGCCGCUCAGUCGGCCGGUUGCAGUCUCCCUGGCGGACCCCUCUGGGGGUCCUGUCCUUGCUAGUUUCUCCACUGUCUUACCGUGCCCGGCAGCCCCCUCUGGCUCUCUGUCAGGUCUCUACCUUCCCUCGUUCUCUACGAACUUGGUGAGUGGAGCUGAUCUCCAGGAUCAGGGGGUUGACCAGAUCACUCCUGCUAGUCAGCGAGUGACCCACUGCACGUGUGCUCGGACGGGCCGCCACUUGGCCACGUUUACCCGUCGCCUGGGUUCGAGCCUGUACACACUGUCUACUGAGUCUCCUCCCGUGUCUGCGUCGGGUCAGGUAGCUGCGUCCAGUCAGGUGCUUGCCGCUGCGUCAGGGUCUGGUCCUGAGUAG
Closterium sp. NIES-65 is the source of this 2211-nucleotide messenger RNA. The record is from the annotation of a GenBank genome assembly. Lineage: Eukaryota; Viridiplantae; Streptophyta; Zygnematophyceae; Desmidiales; Closteriaceae.